This is a messenger RNA of Lymnaea stagnalis (great pond snail), 565 nucleotides long. Lineage: Eukaryota; Metazoa; Mollusca; Gastropoda; Lymnaeidae. The record is from the annotation of a GenBank genome assembly.
AUGAAAAAUAGGUCAGCUGAUUGUAACAGUUAUGGCAAAGCCAAUUGGUCCAGAGAAAACAAGCCAUGUUUGAAAAAUAGGUCAACAGAUUGUAACAAUUAUGGCAAUUCCAGUUGGUCCAGAGAAAACAAGCCAUACAUGAAAAAUAGGUCAGCAGAUAAUAACAGUUAUAGCAAUUCUAAUCAUCAUAGCAAUUCUAAUCAUCAGAAACAUAACAGAUUCACUCCUUUACGCCAUGAUUUUAAAUUCAAUAAAAAUAAUGAGCAAUCCACACAUUCCAACAAAAUGGAUAAAUCAAACAACAGUCAAAAAGUUGUUACAAGAUGCAAAAAAACUCUGCCCCUGGUGCAUCAACAUUGUCAGGAGAGUCAGAAAUACUUGACACCAAAUUCUAAAGAUAAAGUUAUCGAUGGCAGUUCUAAAAUAAUAAUCACACAAAAAAUGCAGGAUCAAGGAGUUUCAGAUGGAGCUUUGUCUGAAGAGGUACUAGAUAAGACAGUGAAAAGUUCUAGAGAUUGUGAGCUGGUUUCUAAUGAUGGGUGCAAGAACAUAGCUAAACACCGGG